Molecule: messenger RNA, 435 nt
Organism: Triticum turgidum subsp. durum (durum wheat)
Lineage: Eukaryota; Viridiplantae; Streptophyta; Magnoliopsida; Poales; Poaceae
Source: the annotation of a GenBank genome assembly
AUGGACCCCUCCCUCUCCUUCCUGCCCAAACGGAGGAGAGUUCAGUUUUACCUCUUGGACUGCUGCAAUGGCCUCCUCCUCUCCCGCAACUGGGAUCAGCCUUAUGGUGUCAAGAACUUUGAUUAUGUGGUCUGCAAUCCCGCCACUAAGAAAUGGGUCGUCGUGCCUGCCGCCGUAUGGUCCUGCGAGGUGCGGAUUACUCGCCUAGGGUUCCAUCCGACUGUCUCCUCCCACUUCCAUGUGUUCGAGCUUGCAUCUGCUGGUGCCAAUAUGGAGGGUCAGGGUACACGCAUCCAAGCAGUCGGAAUCUACUCAUCCAAAGCUGGAGUUUGGACACAUCAAGUUGUUUGGGACAGCCCAAUUUCGAUAAACCGACUAUUCGAAAAGCCUAUUUUUCAACAGGAUGCUGCAUUUAUCGUCUCGGUCAUGUCAUAA